UGACAUGUCCCUUCCCGGCAGGGCCAGGCCAGGCACGCUCCGUCCCCGGCACCAUGGACCAAAGGGAGAUCCUGCUGCAGAACCUGGAGAGGGCCCAAGGCAAGAAGCUCAACCGAGGGGAGUUUGCAGAGGAGUUUUUGAAGCUGAAAAGGCAGACAACAAAGUACAAGCUGGAUAAAAUCUACCCUACAGCAGCGGCUGAGCAACCAGAGAAUGUCAAGAAGAACAGAUACAAGGACAUCUUACCUUUCGACCACAGCAGAGUGGAGCUGUCCCUGAUCACCUCCGACACAGACUCCCACUACAUCAAUGCCAACUUCAUCAAGGGUGUCUAUGGGCCAAGAGCAUACAUUGCAACCCAGGGUCCUCUCCCCACUACUGUCAUUGACUUCUGGAGGAUGAUUUGGGAGUAUGAAGUCCUGGUGGUGGUCAUGGCUUGCAUGGAGUUUGAAAUGGGGAAGAAGAAGUGUGAGCGUUACUGGGCAGAGAUGGACGGCUCCCCCCUGCACUGUGGCCCCUUCUCCAUCACCUGUGAAGCUGAGGGGAAGAGGGAUGAGUACGUGAUUAGGACUCUGAAGGUGACCUUCAAUGGGGUGACCCGCACCAUCCACCAGUUCCACUACAGAAACUGGCCAGACCACCACAUCCCCUCCUCCAUCGACCCCAUCCUGGAGCUCAUCAGGGAGAUUCGCUGCUACCAGCCGGAUGACGCUGUCCCUGUCUGCAUCCACUGCAGUGCUGGCUGUGGCAGGACGGGCGUCAUCUGCGCCAUCGACUACACCCAGAAGCUGCUGAAGGACGGGAUUGUUCCGGUGAACUUCAGCGUCUUCGGCCUGAUCCAGGAGAUGCGCACGCAAAGGCCCUGCAUUGUGCAGACCAAGGAGCAGUACGAGCUGGUUUACGAUGUGGUGAUUGAGCUCUUCAGAAGGCAGAUCAAAGCACUCGAUGCCCAGAAAGAUUCUGCUGAUUCCCAGGUACGAGCAGGGCCUCCUGUAGCCAAGCCCCUCCUGACUCCGGUGGAAGACAUUUACGGUCUGAGUUCGCUCACCUGCUCAGAGCGAGAGGAGCCCCAACACCUUCCUGCAGUGGCACAAAGCAAAGCGUCCCUGCCAUCUCCGUGCACCCCAGGAGCACAGGGCAGCUCUGGCUGUGCAGUGUCCCCCAUCAGACAGGCCUUCUCCUUCGGUGCUCUGAACUUCAUCAGCUGCAGGAAGGCGGCUGCCGCCGAGCGAUGGGGGGCUGGGGACGCCCCUCGGAAACGCCGCAGCUGGGAGCUGGACCUGGAGCCCAAGGGAGCAGCAGGGAGGGGGCCUGGGGGCAGAGCACCUCUGACAUGGACUGCAUCCAACCCUCCAGUGCUGGGGCAGCGGGGAGAAGACUGGGAAUGGGACGGAAGGGGUGCCAGGCCUGUUUGGAAUUCACAGUGGCCAAAUGCUGGUCACUCCAGCUUCCAGGAUGGAUUUUCCCCUGUGGACCUGAACCCCUCCAGACGGGAAGCAGAUGGCCCCCCAAGCCACAGGAACCACGGGCAAUGCCCUUACCCUCAUCUCUGCUCAGCAGAAGAUCCCUACUUCUCAUCACUCUCCCCAGAUGACCCCAUGUCCCCAGUGUUUUCCAAGUGCUUUGUGGAGGGGCAGGACGAGCUUCUUCCUUCUUGUGCUGCCAGUGCCCCGCUGCAGCCCACCACAGCCAGCUCCCCACGGUCCCACCAUGCUCCCCUGGACGAGGAGAGGAUGUCCCCAGCAGGUAACCUGUCCGUGUCUUUCCAAUUACCCACCCUGCCACAGCCAGAUGAUGAUGAUGAUCCCCCACCCCUGCCCCAGCGCACCCCCGAGUCCUUUAUUGUGGCCAAUGAACCGGGACAAUUUCCUCUGGCCACUUCUGAUUUUCAGCUCCCAGAGAGAAAUCCAAAUAUCGGAACCUCUCGGGAGUGGAGUGGUGAGACUCACUCAGAGGAGCUUCGUGACUUUGGGAGGCUGAGAACAUGCAAGAGUGUGAAGCUUCGGAGCCCCCGGACAGAGACAACCUGGGAUCGCUCUGACUCUCCUCCCCCGCUUCCUGAAAGAACCCCGGAGUCGUUUGUUCUCGCUGAGGCAGCAAGUCUGCAGCCUGCUGCGAGAAAUUCCUCGAGCCCUGCGGGUUUGGAGAACACGGAUUUUGAAACCUCGUCCAAAGAGGCUCUGAAAUGCUUCAGGAGGAGCAAGAGCAUGAAAAUACUGAAAAAUGUGAGAAAAAGCAUCUGCAGCCCAUCUUCAUGGACAAAAUCAUCAGAGCCUGCCCCAACAAACCCUCUGAGGUCUUUCCUUAACUUUGGCUUUGCAAAUCGAUUUUCAAAACCUAAAGGCCCAAGAAAUCCACCCCCAACAUGGAAUAUUUAAAUGCAUUUUAUAGACUUGGUGUUGCAGAUUUG
Molecule: messenger RNA, 2410 nt
Organism: Empidonax traillii (willow flycatcher)
Lineage: Eukaryota; Metazoa; Chordata; Aves; Passeriformes; Tyrannidae
Gene: PTPN22
Product: protein tyrosine phosphatase, non-receptor type 22
Exons: 21
Coding region: 54-2378 (774 amino acids)
Biological process (GO): positive regulation of granzyme B production; T cell differentiation; negative regulation of p38MAPK cascade
Cellular component (GO): cytoplasm; nucleus
Molecular function (GO): non-membrane spanning protein tyrosine phosphatase activity
Source: RefSeq, a predicted model, not a curated record